Procambarus clarkii (red swamp crayfish) is the source of this 7200-nucleotide messenger RNA. The record is from RefSeq and is a predicted model, not a curated record. Lineage: Eukaryota; Metazoa; Arthropoda; Malacostraca; Decapoda; Cambaridae.
UUUUCUAGUUGGAAUCUGGGCCACUUGUACACAGUGAAGGUGGUGGAGUGUGUAGGUGUGUGUCGUGUGUUGCACAGCGGCAAGUGUGGAGCAUAGUGGCAGGUGUGGAGGACAGUGGCAGGUGUGGAGCACAGUGUCCAGCAGGCUGAGGGCCACUGGGGUUAAAUGUAUUGUUGGGGAUCAACGGUGAACGGGGAGCUGGGUGUGGGGGCUCCGGAAAUGGAGCAACUCACCCUUCCCUGCUUCAUGGAUUUCUCUGAAUCAUGGAAUGUCAAACAAGUUGCGUCGGGUCUGAUGCAUUCCCUGAUCUUGACUGAAGAAGGCCUUGUAUAUUCCUGUGGUAACAAUGAGUUUGGUCAACUGGGACACAACAAGAUCACCAGAAAACCAGAACAAAUUGAUGAUCUACAAAACUACACUAUAGUGCAGGUUGCAGUUGGUGAUCAGCACUCGAUAGCACUUACUUCUUGGGGGCUGGUAUAUGCAUGGGGAGAAAAUGGAUUUGGACAGCUGGGUAUUAAUUCCACAGAAUCCCAUACUUCAACACCGAAGUUGGUGAAGAGCUUAGCACGUAAGCAAGCACUUCAGAUUGCCUGUGGAUCCAAUCAUACCCUUGCUCUAACAUCAGAUGGAGAACUCUAUUCCUGGGGCCAGAAUAAUCUAGGUCAGCUUGGUCUGUCUCAUAAAGAAGGACCACAGAAAGAGCCGGCUCUUAUCAGAUCGCUUGUUGGAAGCCCUUUAGUCCAUAUCACUGCAGGAGGACAUAACUCUGCUGCUCUUACUCACGCUGGCUUCCUGCUUACAUGGGGCUCAAAUAAGUAUGGUCAGUUGGGAUUUACGCCUAAGGCUGAUCCUAAUUUGAGUGACAUUCCAACACUGGUUCCCAAUCUGGAGUCGUAUUCUGAGCCACUGCUUUAUGUUGCACUUGGUGAAGGUCAUACUGCUGUUCUCGACUCACGUGGAAAGGUUUGGACAUUUGGAUACGGUCGAUACGGUCAACUUGGUCAUGGUACAUAUGAUAAUGAGAGCGUUCCUCGGACUGUGCUUGAUCUCUGUGGAUCAAGAGUCAGCCAAGUUGCAUGUGGAAGGUGCCAUACAAUUGUAUACAUUCCAUCUCAGGAGAGGGUUGCUGGCUCAACUGGAAAAAGAACAGUUGGUGCAGAAUUAUAUGACUGCCAGCUUGCGUUGGCAGAGAUGCUCAGCUCUGUGGGGCAGUCGACGUUCUCUGUUACCUGCUGCCAGAAUGGUCAGCUGUAUGCAUUUGGCCAAGGCUUGUCGGGUCAACUGGGAAUCAAAACACCACACAACCGCAAUUUGCCCCAGGUAGUAGUUGGGCAUUGGCUUUCACCACGUGGAGUCAGUCUUUUGGAUAACGAUGAAGACGAUAUGCCAAAAAUAUACGUUAAGAAGAUAUUUGCUGGUGGGGAUGCAAGCAUGGCUGUUGUAAUAAAAGAACCAGAAAUUGCUGAUGAUUACUGCAAAAAGCAUCCACAUCAACUUCCUCUGAAAAUAGAAGAGUCAAAGAUAAACCAGAUGAUGGGAAUUGGGGAAGAGGACAUGAUUGAUGAUGAUUUGUUUACGUAUAUGGAAACUGUAUUUGGAGCUUUGGCAUGCUGGAACUGUUCCUUUAUAAAGGAGGGGGCUGACAAGCACAGUCAUGGACUGGAUUAUAGACUGGCUGAAGAGUACAUGGCAAAGCUUGGACGAAUUCCUCGAGUGUCCAUACAAGAAGUAAUCCAAAACAGUGUGCAUAAUAUUGUAGGGUGUCUCCCUCGACAACCAAUAAGUAGAGAAAGUCUCCGCUGCUUUGUUCUUCUUCCACUUUUUAAGGAUUUCUUAGAUGGACGACUCAUGGCAAAGUUACAAAUGCCAUAUGCUGAGGCCCUUCUAAACAUACAGAAAGGCAUGGCUGCAAUCUUCAAGGUGUGGAUGAAAGUUUUACCAAGAGAUUUCACAAUCAGGCUCAUCACUAUCUACAAGGGGGUUAUCGUUCAGAUACUCAGUGGUGCCAAACAGUCAUCUGAGAUUGAUAGGCGAUCACUAAUUUCAGCUUUAAAGAUGUUAGCUUUCCUGCAUGGAGAGAAUUUCAUGGAAGGAGCGAAAGCAGCCAGAAUAUCAUAUGAAGAGUUCUACAUUCCUGAAAUUGGUGAAAAGAUUGACAUCCGAACUGAUUACCUCAACUGGAUCAGCAGCAAAAUCAGACCUGUUGCCAGAGCAGAUAGUCCUAUCUCAUUUUGCGAGUAUCCUUUCCUGUUUGAUGCUCAGGCUAAGACACUGUUGCUUCGUGCUGAUGCCACAAGACAGAUGCAAGGGGCCAUUCAAGAAGCAGUGAUCAACAGCAACCCAAUGUUGUGGUUAUUUAAUCCUGCCCAAGUACAGUUUCUGAAUAUAAACAUUCAUCGCCACAAAAUUGUCGAAGAUACGAUCAACCAGUUACUUCACCAUGGAAUCGUCGAUUACAAGCGACCCCUUAAGGUACAUUUCAUUGGUGAAGAAGCCGAAGAUGCUGGAGGGGUUCGCAAAGAGUUUUUCCUUCUUCUUUUGCGCGAGAUACUUAAUCCAGACUAUGGCAUGUUCACGGAGUACCCAGAAACGCGUAGCAUUUGGUUCAAGGAAGGCUCUCUAGAAGUACCUGCUACAUAUGCUCUAAUUGGGAUUGUGUGUGGCCUUGCCAUCUACAACUUCACCAUCAUCAAUCUUCCUUUUCCUUUGGCUCUCUACAAGAAGUUGCUUGGUCAGUCAGUUGGCCUCGAUGAUCUUUUAGACGUAGAUCCUCACCUUACAAGGACCUUACGUGAGCUGCUGGAGUAUGAAGGAACUGACGUAGAGGAUGUUUACUGUCUGAACUUCACUGUUACCCAGGACUUCUUUGGUGAAACUAAGAGCAUUCCUCUGAAACCAGAUGGUGAGAAUAUUCCAGUUACUUCACAGAACAAGCAGGAAUAUGUUGAUCUUCUUGUGGACUACAAACUAAACAAGGGUAUAGAAGCCCAAUACAAAGCAUUUCACGAAGGGUUCUAUCGUGUGUGUGGAUGCAUAGUACUCAAGCUCUUCCAGCCAAUGGAGUUAAUGGCCCUUGUUAUUGGUAAUGAAAAUUACAAUUGGGCUGAGUUGGAGAAAAACACAGAAUAUAAGGGUGAAUAUUUCUCAGACCAUGAAGUUAUCAAAAUAUUCUGGGAAGUGUUCUAUGACCUGACAUUAGAUCAGAAGAAGCAGUUCCUCAUUUUUUUAACUGGCACUGAUCGUGUACCAAUUUUGGGCAUGAAGGCUUUGAAGAUGAUUAUACAGUCUACAGCAGACGAUUCCUUCCUGCCAGUUGCUCACACAUGCAUUGGUCAACUGGACCUCCCCAAGUAUAGUACUAAAGAAAAGCUAAGAUAUAAGCUGCUACAAGCCAUCCAGCAGAGUGAAGGUUUUGGCCUUGUAUAAGGCCCCCUCAACACGCUUCUAUGUAUGGAAGCCAGGAGGAUGUGUACUUCAUCCUUUGGACUGUACCAAAAGCAGAAUUCAAAAUAUGCAACCAAGGCUUUUGUAAAUACUGUAAUUUAUUUCGGUUUCUUUAGUACUUGGCCUUUGGUAUCCAAUAGCUCAUUACAGAGCAUAUUAUAUUAAAUAUUUUGAAUUUCACAGUGAAGAGAAUAUUGAUUAGUAUCGAUUUGAUAAUGGUCCAGGACGGACCGAAACGUUGUGGUCUCCUCAUCUUCUUUUGUGUGGUUUAGGCAGGCCCUCGGUAGCAUUGACUCUGGAUACCACAGAGACAUCCACAAAACUACCAGGCCUCCAGCCUUGUGCAGGCCCUACUGAACACCAGAAUCUAAUGUGCACACAGAAGUGAGGGAAACAUGGAACUCUAAGGUCAAUCCAUAAUUAAGUAAAACUGCUCAGGUAAUUUUAGGUAAUAAUAGGUACUUUCUGACCACUUCGCUGUGGCAGAUUCUCGCACAUGCUUUUGGGGAAGAUGUUACUUCUCUCCUUCUUUGAGAUGUCUGAAGCCUUUUUAUCACCUUUGGCCAAUUCUCUCUUCUCUGGAGCUUAAUUGAUGCUUGGAGUUGUUUCCUGUUGGAUGUACCUACUCUUCAUUGGGCUUGUGUGACUCUUGGCUGCCUUUCUAGUUACUUAGUUUCCUCCUUUCCUAAGCAGUGUUUCUGGCCUUUCAUCUCAUGAUUAAGCCUCAUUUUGUUCUUUUGUUAAUCUGCUUCUUUCAGUCCAAAUAUGGUUUUCUUUCCAAGGCAUUGUUGGAAAUACGGGGCUACUGAAGGCCAGCCUGAAAACAAACAUUGAUCAAUGAAUUGCCCUUUUCUGGGCAGCCUUAGUAACUCCUUGUACCCACUUUUUGCCCUUAUUUUCCAUGGGGAUCUGGGACCAGAUUCACGAAGCAGUUACUCAAGUACUUAAGAAAGUGUACAUCUUUUUUUUAAUGUUUGAUGGCUUUGGUUACAUUUAUUAAACAGUUUACAUGGAUGAAAACUACCCAAUCAACCAUUUUUAUUGUUAUAAACAGCUUCCUGGUGCUUUAGAGCUCAUAAACUGUUUAAUAAUUAUAAACAAAGCUGCCAAAGAUUGAGAAAAGAUGUACAGGUUCAUAAGUGCUUGCGUAACUGCUUCGUGAAUCUGGCCCCUGGUGUGCCUUAGGGCAGCAUGCGAGUCAGGAGGCAGGCAGACUGGAAUACUGGGUGACCUGAGCUGCAACUUGCGGUGCACUUGGAUAUUAGCACAUGGUUUGUUGUCAUAGGGUAAUUACUGCUUCUCUUGUUUCCAUCUUCUAUCUUUAAUCAAGAUACAGUAUGCAGUUUGAUCUUCUGGGCAUUUUUAUUCAGUUUUGAGUUAUCAGAUCUGUUUCCCUUGACUCUGAGGAGACCAGUUUCUAGGCCUGUGUUAAGUCCAGAAGCCUGUUAGUUUUGUGGAUGUCUCUGUGGUGUCAGAGAUAACACACCGGGAAGCCACUGAUGCUGCCCAGAAAGGAAUAAAUCAUUACAUUCAAUGCAAGAGUUGUUUUCAUUAAUAUUGUUUUCAUGUGUAAUUAUUUCCUGCAUUGAAAAGGAUGGAGGUGAUGUUUGCAGAACCAUCACAAGAUUUGUAAUAGCUGUGUACUUAGAAUACUUAAUAUCCCAGCUGCAGUGUUCUCAGUUUUUGUUCCUUUUCUUCAUGCAAGUGUGACUUAAAAGUAGCUAUAGCAUUUAUUGCAUUAAGAAAGUGUAAAUGUAACGGCAGCUCACUUGAGCAAAACUUUUCUGAGAAGUGUAAGAGAAUAUUAGUUUAUAUUGAGACAAUUAAGAGAUAAAAAUGAAAGAGAAGCUUCAAGGUAAUGUGUAAUGGUACAGUUGGUACAGACCAACAGGGCUGUAGUGGAUAUGUGGGCCUGCAGACCACUCCAAGCAACAGCCUGUUGGCCCAAGCUCACAAGUCAAGCCUGGCAUCGGGCUGGGCUUGGGGAGCAGUAGAACUCCCAGAACCACAUCAAGAUAUACAAGACAGAAUAGAAUUACUUCCCGAGUUGAUGUGUGAAAUAUAAAAAUUUACCCAAACUUAUCCAAUACAGUAGUUAAAGAAAAGACAACUGAAAAAUGAUUGUUUAUCUCCUGCUACAUAUUUCUCUGGUGACACAGCUUACUUGAUGGACUUACUAGCAUUUGUAGAGGUAGAAAGUAUUAGGAGAGAGCACCAAGUCAUUAUGACUGUACAGUAUAGCACUUGGAAUGGAUGAGGAUAAGUAUUUGGGAUGGGACGGGGGGGAAGGAAUAGUGCCCAACCACUUGGACGGUCUGGGAUUGAACGCUGACCUGCAUGAAGCGAGACCCUCACUCUUACCGUCCAGUCCAAGUGGUUGAGCUUGGAAAUAUAAUAAUGUUUAAGUAUUUAAGUGAAUUCAAGUGAGAUUUAGAGAAGCAACACAAAACAAAACAAAAAUUGUACUUUUAGUUUAAUUGGAUAAACUUUAGUGUGCCUUCAUAUUAACAAUAGUGCUUAGUCAUAUAUAUAUAUAGUACAUAUAGUUGAUAUACUUGUAAUGUGUGGGUUAAACCAUAUUUUACAUAGUGACACUCUCUCCAGGGGUAGCUUAGAUUAAAAGCAAAAUGAAUUUGUUAUUACUGAUUACUAAUAAGCAUAAAAUUCCUAUUUGGAGUAUCUAAUUUGCAAUUUAAUAUUGUGUUUAAAUUAUCUAGAAUGCAGAUUACCCAACAAAAUAGAAGUAUAGAUACUCGUCAUAUAAAUUCUAAAGGUCUUGGGAUUGAUUACUUAUAUAUUUUUGCAUUUAAUUAAAUUUUGUUUUUUUCUUGUACAGAAUUUUGUAACAUUAGAAUAAAUUCAUGAUACAUACUGUUUCAUGUUCCUGAAUGUAUUAUGGUAUUGAUGAUUUACUAUUAAAAUGAUAACGAACUGGUUGUCUAAUAUUUUCUGAAAUCUUUAGUUAUUAUUCCUAAUUGGUGUACCUUAUUGUAACCCAGAAAUACUGCAAAGCAAUUAUGUGUUUGUUUAUAUUAUAACAUUGUUUUCAAAUGCUUAUAUUUUCUGUUGUUAAGAUAUAAUUUUCUUGCAGAUAGAAAAAAAGAGAGUGCAAGUUAAACAAAUAUUUAAUGAACAAAAAAUAAAGUAUUAUAAAUUGAUGAUAUUUUGAAGAUUUCAUGCAGCUGAGUAUACGAUGUCACAACUAAUUAAUGAUGUAACUGUUAGCGCUAGUCUUCAGAAAUACAAUAGUGUAAAGAAUAUUCUAAUGUCCCUAUUGUAAACAACAGUAACUCUUGUAUAAGCAUGGGACUUCACUAACCACUAAUGUGCAUAGAUGUGUUAUUUUUGUGUGAAAAGAUUUCCCUUAUUUCUACAUUAGUAUACACAGAGUAAAGUAAAUGUCAAAAUUCCAUUUGGUUCAGCCAAGUCCAGAGACAAGGAUAAUUAAUGAUAAGCUUGUGUUUCUCUAACCUUUUUUUCCAACACACAUUUCUCUGUGUGGACAUUACCUAUUCAUCCAUGUUUGUUGUUCUUUUACAUUUAGGCUAUUCUGUUUUACAUUAUUUAAUUAUUUUAUCUGAUUCAAGACUGGCAUGCUUUUUGAUCACUUGAAAUGUGUGUGAUCAGUGACAUCUUAAUCUUGUAAUAAAAAAAAUAAAUUCUGCUCUGUCUGACAAGUUAACCACUGUGAUGCGCCGCAUUUAUUGUGACAUUUUGGCUGUGCACCGAAAAUAAAGUGUUCCAAAAAUGGUA